Molecule: messenger RNA, 2318 nt
Organism: Ruditapes philippinarum (Manila clam)
Lineage: Eukaryota; Metazoa; Mollusca; Bivalvia; Venerida; Veneridae
Exons: 8
Coding region: 870-1688 (272 amino acids)
Source: RefSeq, a predicted model, not a curated record
AGUGAACUUUGGAAACUUUAUAGAAUAUGUAAAAUGAAUGACUUAGGCUUGUUUUAAUCAUACAAAGUCCACAAUAUCUGUUAUUGUUAUCGGUGAUUCUGCCGGCGUCUAAACUUUGUUCAAUAUAUCUAGAUAUAUAAAACUUUAAACCGAAAAUAUAUUACAUUUACAUAGAAAUUCGUGCUAGGACUUUUUAAAAUGUCAUUUUAGCAUAAUUUUAGUACAUUAAAUCAUUUUUAUUUUUUUGUCAUUUAUUUGCCAGAGUAUCUCUUUAAAAUAAGUCACCCAAUUUCAAAUGUACAUCAACAGGGUAGCACAAAAAGGAUAACACCCAUAUUUUACAUGUAUCCUCUUGAGGUUAUCUUUUAACGAGUACGACCUUCCGUUAUUUAGAUUUUGUAGCAUGAAAACCACCCUUCGUGUCUGAACUUAUAGACUUGCCCGCCACAAUUCAACAUAGCAUUUUACUCUCUCGUAAACAUAAAUUCACAUAGAAAUUAUCACGAGAAACCAUAAGCAUUAUGUAAAAUGUUGAUUGAGCACAAGGCGUGUUUCUUUGUUCCGAAAGCGCGUUUUGUUUCGUAAUGUAUCUAUUGAUAUAGUAAAUUACACAAUAGACAUAUUUGUAAAUACUAUCUCUAUAUAACAACAAUAAAAAGCCCAUCACCCAAUACCAAACUAUUCAGAUAUGAACAAGGAAGAACGAUUUAAUCAUUACGACAAAUAAAUGUAAAACUUCGUGAACUUAAUAAACAAUCGAUAUCGAUAACAAAUAAAAAAUAGUUAUCUUAUUGUGAUAUUUAGUUUAAGUUUCCAGGAUUUUUAAAUUCCAAUUUCAACACCGAUGUCAAAUUUGUCUCGGGUAUAAAAUGAGUUCGGAGAUCAGCACUCAGUUGCCAAGCCCUUACGACGUAAAUAACGACAAGGAGUUGUGCCCUGUUUGUCGUGAAAGCGAAAUACAAACCAGGUUUCUUCCAUGUAUUCACGUGAUAUGUGAACCAUGUCUUCAAGACUUGAUCAAAUGUUCAGAGGGAAACACUUUCAAAUGUCCCUUGUGUCGAAAAGAGUACUACGUUGAUACCUUAGCACCAGUGAAAAUUCGACAAUACGGAGAGCAAAAUAAUCUCUAUGCGGAAACAUUUUUCUCAAGUCAAGGGAAUUUAACAACUAUUUCAGAAAGAGUCCAAAACGCAGAUAGAGAUAGACGGUUGGCUGACCGGGUGAUCAGGGGCUAUGACCCAAGAAUCAAUCAGAGACGGCACACACAUGCCGUAUCUUCUAACGAAUCAGAAUGUGCCCGCUGUGUUUGUAAACCGUGUAUACAAGUCGUUGGAUUUGUUUGUAUGUUACAUUUAAUCUUAGUUGCCAUCGUCAGAUUUAUUUUAGGUAUGUUUAUGGUGUUUACCAUAGGCACAUGGAACGGUGUUGCCAUUUUUGAAAUAGUUAAAGGCGCAACAGAUUUUAUUUUUGCAAUAACACUGUGUCUAGAGGGGAGUUGUCGUUAUCUUAAACAUCUUUCCUUGGUUUUGGUACUGGCUUCAGUUAUAGUGACGGGUUUUGGUACGUAUGCUAUAUUGACAGAUGAUUUUAACGGAACAUUUAUCGCAUGGUAUACAAUAAUGGACUGGUUGGUAAUAUUCUGCAUUAUUUUGUACAUAUGUGUGUGUUUCUUUAUCAAACAAAAUUGACCUUCUCCAAAUAUUUGAAAUUUGUCGAUAUUGUUUAUUAUAUGUAGAUGUCUUGCAUUGUUCGUUAGUUUGCAUCUCUGUGUCCUCAUAUGCCUUAGUCUCUAGGAAUAAAAUAAAAUAUCUACUGUUAAAAGCGACUUAUGGCCUUGAUUUGAAUAAUUUACAAAACAUGUCUGUAUUACGUGUUGAAAAAUAGGGUAAAAAAGAAACAAGACAUUAUUUAUACAUUGCACUAAUUAAGUGAUUAUGAGUACAUAUUGAAAUGAUAUAUCUAUAAUAUUGUGUUUAUCAGACUUACUAAGUGAUGAACCAUCAAAAUGACUAAUGUGAUUGAUCAUAAUAAAAGACUUUUACCGUGGAAAGUUUGUCAUUUGAUAUGACUUACACUGCAUUCAGGACAUUUAAUUGUCAAGUUGAAAGUCAUCUGAAGCUGCAGUUUUUGUGAAAAUGAUUAUGAAUAUUCAACAUGCUGUUAACAAACGUUUUUAUUUUUCAUGUUUGGAGUUUAACUUUUAAACAUACUAGUAUUAUCAGAUAUUUAUUAAAACAGGUAAUGAUCCAAAUUAUCUGCUUUCCCCGAAAAUAGCGUUAACGUUCCAUAUAUGUUCAGCGAAUAAUAAAGAAAAAGAG